AGAGACACGUACAACAAACAUGUCAGCGUCCAGUGCGUAGAGAGUAGUUGUACAUUGCUUGACUCAACUCCACCAUGGUGCUUGUUGACUCACAUCCCCCCUACACUGGGACCAUCCUCCGUGUGAGAGGGCGGCUGGAGCUCAAAUGUCAGCUGGACAGCCCAGACGUGUCGCUGAUGCACAAGGCGAUCUCAGGAACAUUUGCGACCCUCCGCUCCCAGGUGAAAUCUGAAUCCUGUGUUCUCACAGUCUGUGACAGUCCUGUUAUUAUAUGGCCAAACAAAGGUGUUAAUGCAACACCAGAAGAAAUAACACCAAACGCACUGUGUGAAGAUAUACAUCUGUGGAUACAGAUGGAUGAACAGGAGAGCUUUGGCAAGAAAUCUGGAAAAAAGAAAAACAAGAAAAGUUCAGCGGUGAGUGUCAUAAACCUUAACCUGAUGAUGGAGGUGACAAAGCCAGGCCCUCUCUCAGCUCCCAUCCUCAGCAGAACUCUCCAGAGCUCCCACUUCCUGUCUGCGACUCUUCCCAUGGACUGUGUUGUCCGUACCAGCUGCAAUGACACGAUCAAGGAUGCCUGUGAGCGUCUGGUGGAGGCGCUAACUCAUCAGCUGUUUGAGAUGGAGAAAGUGACUUUGCAACACACAAAAGGGACGACACUGCUGGUCCCUGAGCCACUCCACUUUCUUCUUCCAGAGCCAAAAGGACUAGUGACAGUGGUUUACCCAGCAGGAGUGCCUGACGGCCAACUAGAGACACACCGGAAGGAAUUGCAUCAACAGUUUGAGCUACCAGAUGACAGGCCUUUUUUCAGAAGAGCCAAUGCUUACCACUUUCCCAAUGAGCCCUACAGAGACGGUUAUCUCCGAAACCCUCAUCUGCUCCUCACACAUCCUACCCUGGAUGAUGGAAAGGUGUACUUGGUCCAGGGGAUCUACAGCUAUCACCACUACAUGCAGGACCGUAUGGAUGACAAUGGCUGGGGCUGUGCUUAUCGUUCCCUGCAGACCAUCUGCUCCUGGUUCCAGCAGCAAGGCUACGUAGAGCGGUCUGUGCCCACUCACAAAGAGAUCCAACAGGCUUUAGUGGACGUUGGAGACAAGCAGACAUCCUUUGUGGGAUCACGCCAGUGGAUCGGAUCCAUUGAGGUUCAGGCUGUUCUGAACCAGCUGCUUGAGGUCACUUCCAAGAUCAUGUUUGUGAGUCAAGGGUCUGAGUUGGCAUCCAAAGGCAGAGAACUGGCCAACCACUUCCUUACAGAAGGGACUCCCAUUAUGAUUGGAGGGGGAGUUUUAGCUCACACUAUUCUGGGUGUGGCAUGGAGUGAGACCACCGGGCAGAUCCGCUAUCUCAUCCUAGAUCCACAUUACACAGGAGCAGAGGACCUACAGCUUAUUACAGACAAGGGCUGGUGUGGCUGGAAAGGACCAGAUUUUUGGGAUCAAACUGCGUAUUAUAAUCUCUGUCUGCCUCAGAAGCCAAAGCUCAUCUGAGCUCUCACAGCCUUUCAGAUGAACAUCGUUGGUAUCAGUACAGCAUAUGGAAACCUUAGGAGUGACACUAUAACCCAUUUGUUUAUAAGAAUGUGUCCAAUUAAUUAUUGUCUUCGCAACAAAGACACAACUAGAUGUAGAUGUAAUUUUAUGGAGAAAUGAAUCAUGUCUGUACUUUCUGUACUUGCUAUUAUUUAAUACGACAAAGUCUGGUAAAAAAUCUAUACUAAAUAGGCUAAUUUUAUUUUGAAGAGAAAUACAAUACAUCAAGGUCACAAGAGUUUUGUCACUGCUUUAUGUUAUCAGUAGACAAACAAACCCACGAUUACUGAUGCAAAACAUGCCCCUUCUGCAUCUGGUUGAUAUGAACACAAGCUGACACCUUUUCUACUGUACCAUAUUGUACUGGCUGAUUUACAAAUUAUGUUACAAAUGAUUAAACUGUACAGUACAGCCUGUAGGAGGGGAGAUAAAAGUGGGGAGGAAUAUAUACUCAUUCUUAUGCAUUCUGUAACUUAUGUAUUUACAGGUGAAUAAAUUACAGUGAAUUUACAAUAAUUCUCAUUUUACUGUGGACCCCCUAGAAACAUUUAAAGGAAUCUAAGCACCCUUGGUCCCACUCUAAGAUCCACUUUUGUCACAUCCCAUUAUUGGAAAACAAUCACGCCCUGUAAUUGAGUUUUCACAAUCAGUCAGUUGUCAGAGUCAGAUGGGUGAUUUUCUCCUGUCACCAGCAGACAAAAAGAUAUAGGAAUUUUAUUAAAAGAAAUGUUUAAAUCUUA
Molecule: messenger RNA, 2275 nt
Organism: Seriola aureovittata
Lineage: Eukaryota; Metazoa; Chordata; Actinopteri; Carangiformes; Carangidae
Gene: ufsp2
Product: ufm1-specific peptidase 2
Exons: 12
Coding region: 75-1493 (472 amino acids)
Source: RefSeq, a predicted model, not a curated record